UGCGUUUGUGGAGGCCUUCGUCCUUCUCCGCCGCGCCUCAGCCCCGUCCUCGGUGACUUCUUUCCGAGCGUGAGCAGCUCAGCAGGGCGCCAUGUCGUCCCCCGCGUCCACCCCCAGCCGUCGGAGCAGCCGGCGCGGACGGGCCACCCCGGCGCAGACGCCGCGCAGUGACGAUGCCAGAUCCCCGCCCUCCCAGAGACGCAGAGGCGAAGAGUCCACCUCGACGGGCGAGCUGCAGCCCAUGCCGACCUCGCCCGGAGCCGAGCUGCAGAGCCCGGCCCCCCCAGAUGUGGUGUUUUCCAGUCCUCAGAUGCAUCCUUCAGCUAUUCCUCUUGAUUUUGAUGUCAGUUCACCUCUGACAUAUGGCACUCCCAGCUCUAGAGUAGAGGGAACCCCAAGGAGUGGUGUUAGAGGCACACCAGUGAGACAGAGACCUGACCUGGGAUCUUCACGGAAGGGUCUACAGGUGGACUUGCAGUCUGAUGGGCCAGCAGCAGAAGAAAUAGCUGCAAGUGAACAAUCUCUAGGCCAGAAACUUGUGAUUUGGGGAACAGAUGUAAAUGUAGCAACAUGCAAAGAAAACUUUCAGAGAUUUCUUCAACAUUUCAUUGACCCUCUGGCUAAAGAAGAAGAAAAUGGGGACAUAGAUAUAACAGAACCUCUAUACAUGCAACGACUUGCAGAGAUUAAUGUUAUUGGGGAACCAUUUUUAAAUGUUAAUUGUGAACACUUAAAAGCAUUUGACAAAAAUCUAUAUAGACAGCUCAUCUGCUAUCCACAGGAAGUUAUUCCAACUUUUGACAUGGCUGUCAAUGAAAUAUUUUUUGACCGUUAUCCUGACUCAAUUUUAGAACAUCAGAUUCAAGUAAGACCAUUCAACGCAUUAAAGACUAGGAAUAUGAGGACUUUGAAUCCAGAAGACAUUGACCAGCUUAUCACCAUUAGUGGCAUGGUAAUCAGAACAUCCCAGCUGAUCCCAGAGAUGCAGGAAGCCUUCUUCCAGUGCCAGGUGUGCAUGCACACAGCCCGGGUAGAGAUUGAUCGAGGUCGCAUCGCUGAGCCCUGCGUCUGUGAGCACUGCCACACGACCCAUAGCAUGGCACUGAUUCACAACCGUUCGAUGUUCUCUGACAAGCAGAUGAUCAAACUUCAAGAGUCUCCUGAAGAUAUGCCUGCAGGGCAAACCCCUUACACAGUUGUCCUUUUUGCUCAUAAUGACCUUGUUGACAAAGUUCAACCUGGGGACAGAGUGAAUGUUACAGGCAUCUAUCGAGCUGUUCCCAUUCGAGUCAAUCCAAGAGUGAGUAACGUGAAGUCAGUCUACAAAACCCACGUCGAUGUUAUUCAUUACCGAAAAACGGAUGCAAAACGUCUACAUGGCCUGGAUGAAGAAGCAGAACAGAAACUCUUUUCAGAGAAGCGUGUGGAAUUGCUGAAGGAACUUUCCAAGAAACCAGACAUUUAUGAGAGACUUGCUUCAGCCUUGGCUCCAAGCAUUUAUGAACAUGAAGAUAUAAAGAAGGGAAUCUUGCUUCAACUCUUUGGAGGAACAAGAAAGGAUUUUAGUCACACAGGCAGGGGCAAGUUCCGUGCUGAGAUCAAUAUUCUACUGUGUGGUGACCCUGGGACCAGCAAGUCCCAGCUGCUUCAGUAUGUCUACAACCUGGUCCCCAGGGGUCAGUAUACUUCAGGAAAGGGUUCCAGUGCAGUUGGCCUUACUGCAUACAUAAUGAAAGACCCUGAGACAAGACAGCUGGUCCUUCAAACUGGUGCCCUUGUCCUGAGUGACAAUGGAAUCUGCUGUAUUGAUGAGUUUGACAAGAUGAAUGAAAGCACAAGAUCGGUGUUGCAUGAAGUCAUGGAACAGCAGACUCUUUCCAUUGCAAAGGCUGGGAUUAUUUGUCAAUUAAAUGCACGCACGUCUGUCCUGGCAGCAGCAAAUCCUAUUGAGUCUCAGUGGAAUCCAAAAAAAACUACCAUUGAAAAUAUUCAGUUGCCUCAUACAUUAUUAUCAAGGUUUGAUUUGAUCUUCCUCAUGCUAGACCCUCAAGAUGAAGCCUAUGACAGGCGCCUAGCCCACCACCUUGUGUCACUAUACUACCAGAGUGAGGAACAGGUGGAGGAGGAGUUUAUGGAUAUGGCUGUGCUCAAGGACUACAUUGCUUAUGCCCAUAGCACAAUCAUGCCUCGACUAAGCCAGGAUGCCAGCCAAGCUCUCAUUGAGGCAUAUGUAGACAUGAGGAAGAUCGGAAGUAGCCGGGGUAUGGUUUCUGCAUACCCUCGUCAGCUGGAAUCAUUAAUUCGCCUGGCAGAAGCCCAUGCUAAAGUAAGGUUUUCAAACAAAGUUGAAGCAAUUGAUGUCGAAGAAGCCAAGCGACUCCAUCGGGAAGCUUUAAAGCAGUCUGCAACUGACCCCCGAACUGGCAUUGUGGACAUAUCUAUUCUUACCACAGGAAUGAGUGCCACCUCUCGUAAACGGAAAGAAGAGUUAGCAGAAGCAUUGAAAAAGCUGAUUUUAUCUAAAGGCAAAACACCAGCUCUGAAAUACCAGCAACUUUUUGAAGAUAUUAGGGGGCAGUCUGAUAUAGCUAUUACCAAAGAUAUGUUUGAAGAAGCACUUCGUGCCUUGGCUGAUGAGGACUUCUUGACAGUAACUGGGAAAACUGUUCGCUUGCUCUGAAGUUCUAGUGAGCAGUGCUGUGUUCUACAUAUCUCAUGUAGACGUUUCACUUACUUGUAUACAUAUGCAACAUCAGUGA
Molecule: messenger RNA, 2759 nt
Organism: Suncus etruscus (white-toothed pygmy shrew)
Lineage: Eukaryota; Metazoa; Chordata; Mammalia; Eulipotyphla; Soricidae
Gene: MCM4
Product: minichromosome maintenance complex component 4
Exons: 17
Coding region: 92-2680 (862 amino acids)
Biological process (GO): mitotic DNA replication initiation; double-strand break repair via break-induced replication; DNA strand elongation involved in DNA replication
Cellular component (GO): MCM complex; nucleus
Molecular function (GO): single-stranded DNA helicase activity; ATP binding; single-stranded DNA binding
Source: RefSeq, a predicted model, not a curated record